Messenger RNA from Ochotona curzoniae (black-lipped pika), 3015 nucleotides. RefSeq names its product HEAT repeat containing 4 (gene HEATR4). Gene Ontology annotation, molecular function: oxidoreductase activity. The transcript has 16 exons. The record is from RefSeq and is a predicted model, not a curated record. NCBI's taxonomy places the organism in Eukaryota, Metazoa, Chordata, Mammalia, Lagomorpha, Ochotonidae. Bases 1 to 3015 code for a protein of 1004 amino acids.
AUGACCAGUAACCCAAACAGCAAGAACCUUCUCUCACAUCAGCCACUCCCCCAACGGCUGGGCUGGGGCAUGCUCUUCAGCAACUCGAAACCACAAGGUAAGGAGGGUGCCUCCAUUGCUGGGGUGCCUGCAGCCUUCCACCUCGGCCCACGACACUGCACACAGCUCAAGAACCAGUAUCUGAAAAAAGCUGCUGCGAACCUCACCUUCUCCCAGGAGGUGGUGUGGCAGCGGGGGCUGCCCAGCGUCCCCUACAGCCAGUACAACUUUGACCACCUCUACAACACAGACAACAUUAUCCAGUCCCCCCAGGUCAGAAAAGCCCGACUCGCGAAAACUGUUCCUCAGCAGGCUCCCCCGGCAGGGGACGCUGUUGCAGGUACAAAGAAAGAACAUUCUGCCCAUCCUGAAAAGAUGCCCAAGAAACCGAAGCCAGAGGGCACAGUACAGGAAACGCCUCGACCUCUCACCCAGCAACCCCUCAGGGAUCCAGACACUCUGGAACCGCCGCCCUCUCCAGACAUGAUCCUAAAGGAACGGGAAACCUGGCUGCCGCCCCCAGAGAGGGUAGCCAGAGCCUGGGAGGCUGUGGUGCUGGCAAAGCUAAACAAGCGCACUGCCCGGUGGAUCCAGAGCAAGCGGCCCUUGAGGCCUGGGGAAUCCCCCAACAAGUGGCAGAGCUUCCUGCGCCAGCAGUAUGACUGGAGCCACAUCCGGGACGAGCUCAGCUCUGCCAGCGACCUGGAGCUCCUGCAACAGCUGGAGGAGGAAGAGGUAGCUGAGUUGGAGGAGGAUCAGAAUGUCAUUGUGUCACCCAAGGAAACCAAGAAACCGGAGCUGCCACUUCCUGCUUACUACAGGUUGUCCUGUUACUCCCCACACGAUCAGACAGAUGAAAUCAUGCCCCAAAACAAUAAGACAGCUGAGGACAUUAAGGAAAAGAGAACCAUCUCCAGCCCUCAGGUGGAGAGCUGCUUCCGACAGGUGAACCCCCGAGCUGGGAAGUUUGCUUAUUCUACAGACAACGCCUUUGAACAAGAGACUCUGCUUGAUGAAGUUCAGAUCGUCCACCACAUUGGGGCAAAGAGAGACCAGAUUUUUCUGGAGAACCUGAAUCAGUACAAUAAACAGCUAUGUAAGGUCUUCCCUGAAACUCCGGAGAAGUGGAGUUGCCAGCCAGUUCCUGAAGCACCCUGUAGGCCUGUGAAAGGAGCCCAGCGCUGGACCGCAUUGCCGACCCCAGCCAAGGACCUGCUGCUGCACGUGGACGAGGAUGCAUCUGUGCAGGCCAGAAGAUCGAAGAAGCAGGCAAGGUUGAUGAUGAUGGAUAUGAGUUGGGAACUGGUGGCUCUGCGGAGGAUGCUGCAGGAAUGGAAGGCUGCCUGGACCUUGAUCAUUGAGUGGCAUCAUGAGACGGUCGAGAGCUUGCUGAGAAACCUGACAGACAUGCAUGAUGACAUUCGGAUCCAAGCCCUUGUCACGUGUGCUACAGCUGCUUUGGAACAGCCCGUGAUUGUCACCAGUCACAGGGACACAGACAAGACAUCUACAAAAGCUCCAGCUCUUCACAACUUGCCAGAGGUCUUACAACCCGCCCUGGAGGCUGCUCUUUCUGACAAGAAUGCCAAUGUGCAGAUGGCAGCAGCAAUAUGUCAAUAUGCCAUCCGAGCAAGCAACCCCCUUGCCCAGAGCAUCAUGCAGACGGUCCUUUUGAAAGGUAAUACUGUGGAUAGCUGGGCUGCUGCUCAGUGCUUGGCUGUAGAAGGUACUGCCACCUACCCGGUGAUAAAGAGAAUCCUCCAUCAGCUGUUUUACAAGAAGAACGAGGAUACUGAGGAACAGGCUUGCGUCCUCCUGAGCCAUCUCAGUAAGAAAACAACCCUGAUACACACCAUGCUUGCCGUGGAGCUGAAUAGCCCUCAAUGGAAGGACAGGAUUGUGGCCUGCCGGGCAUUCUCACGGAUCAGUGGAAAUGUUUGCUUAGAUAUGAAAUGUAAGCUGAUUCAGCUGAUGUGGAAAGACUGGAAUAAGGAAGUGAGGCAAGCGGCUGCCCGAGCGUUGGGACAAAUGGGCCUUGGGAAAGAGCUGCAUGAUGCAAUCAGAGUCAAGCUGGGUCAAGGGAAUUCCCAGGAACGCGUGGAGGCCCUCUCCCUGAUAGGUGGCCUCAAACUCAUGACCGCCAAGCUUCUCCCAAGCUUCCUGCGCUGCUUCUCAGAUAACUUUAUAGCGGUGCGGCAGGCGGCCUGUUUGGCAGCUGGCGCCCUGCAGAUCCGCGAUAAGAUGGUGUUGGACUGCCUCUUGAAUCUCAUGCAGAGAGAUCCUUACUGGAAAAUCAAGGCUUUUGCCAUCCGAGCUUUGGGACAAAUUGGGCAAGUGAGUCCCCAGCUAACAGACCUGUUGCUCUGGGCUAUCCACUAUGAAGAGUCACCAGGUGUACGACUGGAAGCUUGCCGCAGCAUCCUGGCCCUCAGACUUCAAGGGGACCGGGUUAAGGACACCUUCCUGGACGUGCUGCUCCUGGAGAACCAUGAGGCCGUUCUAAGGGAAAUUUAUCAUGCGAUGAAGAUACUCGACUUUAAAAAUGACGGAAAUCAAGAAAUGCUUCAAAAGAUCAAUAACAAGAUUAAAAUGCUAAGCCAAAAGGAUUUGGUGACACAAAAAAUACUCAAAAUUGAGACGGUCAUAGAAAAAGUGAAGGAAGAAGCCAAACAUGUUUACUUACAACCCCAAGAAGGGAAGAAGCCAUUGGAACUUCAUACUUUUCUACAAGAAGCUUUUCAGGACGACCCGAUUUUUCCCAGAAGAGAGUCUGAAUUCUGUGACAUCGACGCAGUCAUAAAGGCUUUGAAGUCCCACGCUCCGAAUCCCUGGUUACAAAGUCCAGUUCUACACCUCAACACAAGAACCAAAAAACGCUCACCAUUUGUCAAGAAACUUCACAGCGACUUGGAACAUGUAGUCAAUGUAGUCGAAAUGGAGCCAUUUGGAUCCGACAACUCAGCUCUCUUCGAGUAA